UCACCGCAAAGAAGCUCAAACAUAUGCUCUUUUUACUCUUGCCCAUAAGGGGAAUAUAAAUCAAACCAAAGGUAACACAAGUGUGUAGAUGGAGAUGGAAAUGCGCGACCGACUUUACAACCUAAUGGUGAACCAUAGCUUCAUGUCGCGUGCCACCGUCACCGAGAGCAUGGCCAAGUUCGCGAUCCUCAGUCUGGAGAGUUCCGAUGCCAUGGAGAAGACGGUGAUCCGGAUUCUGUUGGCGAUCGAGGACAAGUACCGCAUCUACUUCGACAGCUACCAGAAGGAGUUGGAGUUGCAAAGGAUAGCGGCCCAGACGCUGAGCCAUCUGAUCCAGCGCUACAAGAUCAUCAUGCAGGUGGACGUGAGCUGCACCUGUCCGCACAUCUACGAGAUCGAGUCAGAGGAGGCCAUCAUCAACAAGUACUACAUGCACUACCAGGUGAUCGCCAGCUCUAACCAGAGCCAGAGUUGGGCCAUCCACAGCCUGCGUCCGUAUGUCCUGCUCUUCCGGCGCGAGUGCGCCAAGUUGGAUCAGGACGAGGACUCUCCGUUCAUUCUGGGCGACGUCUUCCACAAGCCGAUCAAGUUCUUCAUGGACCUGGUGGAUGAGCUGUUCGCGUACUUCCACAGCUGUCACCUGCAGCUGGACUGCGCCGCCCGCCUGCUGGAUCCCCUGGAUCUGGGCAGCCUGGAGAACUACCAGAAGCUGCUGGCCCCCAACGAGGACUUCGACGAGUACUUCAUGCACAACAUGAGCUUCUGCAAGUGCCUGCGCCUGCCGCCCAAGUGUCCGCAGUUCGAGAGCCACCAGAAGAUCAAGGAUCAGGCCGAGCCCUACGUUUCGCACGCCAAGAAGAGCCGGUGUGCCAGGAGGAUUGCCAGGAUGGCGGCGACUGGACAACAGAGUCCCAAGCCGGAGGGCAAUGGCUCGGAGCGGAAAGCGUCCGUCGUGAGCAAUCGCAGCGAGAGGGUAACCACAAGUAUUAGCCUGGAAUCGAAUCCUUCUGCGGAACAAACGGUCGUCGUCAACCCCCAACAUGAACGGACUCUGGCGGAUCAACUGUUGAAUGCCUUCACCAUAGUCUCUCGAUCCUUUCCUGUCACAAAUUCAUGACUCCGUGCAUCUUUAAAUCAGAAUUAGGCAAACUUAAAUUCUAAUCAGCCAAUUAAACGACCACAGUGCACGUGAUUGCGUUCUCGGUUUCUCGGAAAUGUCUGCGGAAAUGUUGUAAGUCUCCCUCUUGCCCCUCGGAUAUUUGCUGCACGCAAUCGGGGAUUUGCUUGUUUCACUAAUGCUUUUCCAGCUUAAUUAAGCUCACUCAAUAGUCAAAGAGUGCUUAAUUAAAGACAAACUUUCCAUCAAAAGGAACACUUUGAACUUGGCUUAUCAAUAUAAAUAUGCAUAUUCUAAAUUUGAACUUUUAAUGUCAUGUUCCUAAGGGUAUACAGAUAAACCUAAUCUAAAUUAUUGAAUUAUUUGUUUGAACUUUUAUAACAAUGACUUAUUUUCAACUCAUAGUUUUCCAAGCUAGAUUGCUAAAAAUUUAAGAAGUCAAAUCUAUGAGAUAUGUUUUAUUUGCUAUUAUCUUCGACUUAUAUCUGUGGCAAGCACUAUUUCAUACAAACCAUUUAGCACACCCAAUAAAUAACGAUUGGAUAUGCAAAAGUGUUUUAGCAAAUUAAAGAUGACAAUAAAAACGUUUUUGAGCAGGCAGGCAGGCUUUCUGCUGCAUGUGCGUGUCUAAAUGGACUAAAUGUCAACGUUCGCUGCUUAUUUAUAGUGAGAAACGUGCAUUUAAUGAAAACUAUAAAUAAAUAAGCAAAUUCUUGCCGAUGACGGACAGAUGCAAAUGCUAAUGCUAAAUUACGUAUUAC
Molecule: messenger RNA, 1878 nt
Organism: Drosophila gunungcola (fruit fly)
Lineage: Eukaryota; Metazoa; Arthropoda; Insecta; Diptera; Drosophilidae
Exons: 2
Coding region: 89-1117 (342 amino acids)
Source: RefSeq, a predicted model, not a curated record